ACUUCUGACCUAUAACCCAUGUUGAAGUUACACAAACUACAAUCAAAUCUGAGAUUUGUCAACGACAAUCAGGUGAAAGACAAAUUUAGCAGUCUAGCUCCAUUGAAUCCCAUUCAUUUUGCACUCAUGGUGAUCGCCCCCAGUGGAACUUUGGUGGAACUGCAAACAAAAUUCGCUACAAUGGGACUUAAUACGGAGUGGCCAGGCUCUCCGUAGACGGGCUCUGACGGUAGUCUGCAAAAGAGUGAAUAGUCUACAUGGAAAAGGAAAGAAACGACGUUCUUAAACAAGCUCACAUGGAGUUUAGUAACAAAAACUUUAAACAGGCAGAGGAAUUAUACAGUCACUUUGUCACGUCUUGUGAGAAGAAACAGUCAAGGAAAUGUGACGCCACGGACCUCGCAGUUGCAUUGAAUAACCGCGGCCAGAUAAAGUAUUUGAGAGUUGAUUUCAAGGAGGCAAUGGAGGACUACACUUUGGCGAUAGAGGCAAAUAAAGAAUUCGAAGUGCCAUACUACAACAGAGGAUUAAUACACUACAGACUAGGUUUUUUUGAAGAUGCCGAGAAAGACUUCAAGAAAGUUCUGGAAUUGAAUCCAAAUUUUGAAGAUGCCAAACAGAGCUUACAGCAAACAAUAAUAGAUCACCAAGAAAAGAUGAACAGAGGAUACUAAGCUGGAUAGUUUGAUCUUACCAUUCUUAAAUGCCCCUGUGUGUAAUAUAUUGUAAUCUUUGUACAGCAUGUAUAAAUCACCAGCCUUAUUGCAACUAUUUUGUAUUCUCUAGGACUGAGGUGCAUUUCUCUUGGUUCAAAAUCUCUACUCAAAAAGGUGAUUUAAUUAAAGUGAAGGCUAGCCUACAAAACAA
This is a messenger RNA of Alosa sapidissima (American shad), 867 nucleotides long. RefSeq names its product tetratricopeptide repeat domain 32 (gene ttc32). The record is from RefSeq and is a predicted model, not a curated record. The transcript is spliced from 3 exons. Gene Ontology annotation, molecular function: protein binding. The coding region runs from base 258 to 674 and encodes 138 amino acids. Lineage: Eukaryota; Metazoa; Chordata; Actinopteri; Clupeiformes; Clupeidae.